Messenger RNA from Mycena indigotica, 1314 nucleotides. Its product is annotated as Homeodomain 1. Gene Ontology annotation, biological process: regulation of DNA-templated transcription. The record is from RefSeq and is a predicted model, not a curated record. The coding region runs from base 1 to 1314 and encodes 437 amino acids. The transcript is spliced from 3 exons. NCBI's taxonomy places the organism in Eukaryota, Fungi, Basidiomycota, Agaricomycetes, Agaricales, Mycenaceae. Gene Ontology annotation, molecular function: DNA binding.
AUGUCGCUCCUCGAACGCGUUGCGGAGGUAGAGACCGUCCUGGCAGACGCAGCAACGGCAGGCACAAUCGAGAAGUUCCAGCUGCUGCUCGACAAGUGGACCGCGCUCGAGGCUGACAUAGACAACUUGGCUGCUCCAGACCCCGCCGUUAUAGACGCUGCCCGCGUCGUUGCCUCGGAAAUUGCGAUAUUCACAAAGUCUCUUUUGGCCGCGCGUGAAGAACAAGACGCGCACCUCGCCGCGUUCAUGGAGCUUGCCGACCCCGACCGUGACGCGCCUGUUAUUCGCAAGGAAGCAAAACCCACCCGUCGCGCGAGCCCUAAACCGUCUCCCAUUCCCAGUACCAUCAAAACAAAAGACUCUCUGCAGCCCGCCUACAUCGAGCCGGCGUACAAGUGGCUGCUCAAGCACCUCUACUCGCCGUACCCCUCCCAAUCCGUCAAAGAGUCGCUCGCCUCCGAGUCGUCCUGCGCCGUGUCGCGGAUCACCGACUGGUUCUCGUCGAUGCGGCGGCGGAUCGGGUGGACGGCGCUGCUCCGGUCCGAGUUCGGCCGGCGGCGCGCGGACAUGCUCGCCGCCGCCGCGCGCUACUUCCACCCCGCCAGCACACAGCCACUCGCCCCCGGCCUCCAGGGCCGCUUCGCCGAGAUCGAGCUGAAUGCGCGGGAGGUGUAUGGGGAGCGGUUUAUUCCGAGUGCGCUGUCGAAUAAGAUCGCCGCGGCGGUGAAGGAUAUGACGCCUGAUCUGAGGGAGCAGGCGCGUAGUCUGCCCGUGUCGGAUGUGGGCGCGUCAACGUCCAGUCCAUCCCGAAAACGCCGACUCUCAGAAUCAGCGCUCUCCCCACCCCUCAAAAAACCACGACAACGACAAGUCUCCGACCCUACACCCACCGCCUCAUCUCCCGCAGACAUCUUCGCGCUCUCCGGCGACCCGGCCGACCUCGCCGCGUGGUUCGCGGACCCCGGGCCGGCGCUGGACCUGUUCGACCCGAACGUGGUGCUCGACAUCCACGCGUUCGACCCCGCCGCGUUCCUCGAGCUCGACACGCCGCCGCCGCUGACGCCGCUCGGCCUCCCGCAGACGACGCUGACGUUAUCCGCCGCCGCCGCCGGGCCGGUCCCGCCGCUGGACCUGAGCAUGAUGGAGGUGCUGGGCAUCGACUGUUCGUUAGACGCCCUCGGCCUGCCCCUCGCGGACCCCCUCGUGUACCAGCCGGACGACUUUGUCGGGCACGGCUUCGGCGACCCGAAUUACUUUGACAGCUACAUCCCGUUUGCGUUCCCGCUUGACGCUUCUGUGCAGUGUAUCACGUAG